Messenger RNA from Klebsormidium nitens, 1122 nucleotides. The record is from the annotation of a GenBank genome assembly. Lineage: Eukaryota; Viridiplantae; Streptophyta; Klebsormidiophyceae; Klebsormidiales; Klebsormidiaceae.
UUUCACCAAUUCAGAGAAUAAGAGGCGCCCGAGCAAGCUAGCUCAGGAGGACGCACUACUUAGUAAAAUAGGGUAUCUCCCAAAGCAAAUCACAGCCCGCGGAUCAAUUUGUGGUGCAGGAAGAUAUCUGCUUGUUGGCACUGCGCAGUAAUCUCAUCAAGGGUUGCAGCCAGGCCAAUGGCCCUUGUCGUGAUCUGCGGCCAUCCUUGCAGUGGGAAGAGCACACUCGCUCGCUUUCUGGAAGAAGCCCUUAAGGUAGCAGGUGCGCAGACAGUGGUGAUUCUCGGUGAAGACUCUCUCAAUCUGACCAAGAGGGAUGCAUACAAAGACAACAACGCUGAGAAGAACCUGCGUGGUGUUCUGCGGUCAACAAUUGACAGAAUGGUUUCCAGGGACAAGGUGGUAAUUGCGGACUCGCUCAACAAUAUCAAGGGGUACCGCUACGAGCUGUGGUGCAUUGCGCGUGCUGAGGGGACGCGCUACUGCAUGGUGCACUGCGAUGUACCCCAAGAGACAGCCCAUGAGUGGAAUGCUGGACGGGAGCCCACUGCUGCAUACCCUCCCGAGAUUAUGGACGAUCUACUUCGGCGCUUUGAGAGGCCAGACGGACGCAACCGCUGGGACUCGCCACUCUUUACCCUCUACCCGGACCGAGACGAGCUCAGUCCGUCCUCGCCAGGCAUACUCGAGAUCGUGGAAGCGAUGGUGGGCGAACAGAAGACUGCAACGGGACGGGUCUCAAAAACACUGAAACCAACGAUCGCCACACAAAACGCGCGCAUGUCCGACACCAACCUGUUGUACGAGCUGGACCGGGCGACACAAGAGAUCUUGAGCGCUCUUGUAGAAGCUCAAGCAAACGGACCUUCGGGAUCCAUGACUGUAGGAGAAGGGCUGCCCCCGGUCCAUGUAGAGAGGCUGAUCAAUCUUCCAGAGUUAAGGCGGUACAAAAGGACGUUCAUCAAGCUAGCGUCACAAAAUAUGGGCGCCGCCCCGCAUGAUACGCUCACUGCCAAGAGGAUGUUCGUUGACUACAUAAAUCGAGAAAUUGCUUCAUCACGGACGUGACCUCAUUGUUCUGGAACGCGUCUUAAUUUUGCAGCCGUCUACGUUGUUCAGUGC